AAUUCUAAGCCGCGCUCCCCGCCACAGGACCGUAGCUGCCUCCGCUCUCCGUCUCUGGUUCCCCUCGGCCCAUGCUGAGCCCGUGAGAAGCUGGCCACUCCUCAUUGAUUCCAACGACGAUCAGCCAGCACCCUUUAAACAUGGUUCGCAAUCCGUUCAAAGGCCGCGACCAGGUCCCAGAGGAGACUCCGGAAGCCAUGGGCGAGCCAAACAAGUUUGUUCAGGCGUGGAGGAAGGUCAGGGCAGUAGGCUUGGAUCCAGAGCUACUCUUUCAAAAGACAAGACCUCCGCCUGCUCCGAGAACAAUUUUCUUCAAUGAGCCGCUGCCCGCUGAGUAUUUCGAUCACAAGGGCAAACCGCUCAAGUCGGUCACCUAUGCUACGAAUCAGGUCCUCACUGCAAAGUACACCGUCUACAACUUCAUCCCCAAGAAUCUCUUCGAGCAGUUCCGUCGAGUGGCCAACAUCUUCUUCUUGAUCCUGGUCAUCCUGCAAUUCUUUCCCAAGUUCGCUACGAUCAAUCCAGUCUUGGCCAUGCUGCCCUUGCUCGCCGUCCUGGCCAUCACAGCCCUCAAGGACGGCUACGAAGACGUCAAGCGACAUCAGUCGGACCGAUACCUUAAUCGCCAACAGGUGCGCGUUAUGACCGCCCACAACUGGAUCAACCCUAAUGUGAUGGAGGAGAAGGAGCGAUCCGUCUCAGCGAUCUGGAACGGGCUGCGGUACAAGUGGCUCGGAGGCAAAAAGAAGCAGAGCCAGCGUCUCGCAAAGGAGUUCGAACGCAGGCAAGCGUCUGCUGCUCAGAACCCUGAAGCGGUCGUUGGCACGCCGAGGGCCUCGACAGCAGAUGGGCCAGGAGGACCGGCACCUGAGACACUGCCAACGACGAAUGCUGCUGCGCCUGGUCAUCAUCGCUCAGCCAGCGAUGCUCCGUCAACGCCGGGUCUCGGACAUACCCUCAGCAGGGCGAGUACGAGCUUCGGCGGACCCAACAGAUCGUCGACAAUGGGAGUCGGAAGCAUGUACGAGGGCUACGAGACGACGCCCGAGGGACGCGUGAUGCGCAAUGGCGUCUUGCUCACGCCGGAGGAGGAGACGAAAUACCACGCAAAGAAGGCGCCGCGUUGGAAGAAGAACAUGUGGGAGGACCUGCGUGUGGGCGACUUUGUGCUCAUCAAGAAUGACGAGCCCAUCCCGGCCGAUGUGAUCAUCUGCGCCACGUCAGAAGAGGAGGACUCUUGCUUCAUUGAGACAAAGAACCUCGACGGCGAGACGAACCUCAAGUCUCGUCAUGCCGUGCCCGAGCUAGCUACGAUGAUCAGAACGGCAGGCGAGGCGGCGCAAGCUGCGAUGCGCGUCGACUCGGAGCCGCAGGACACCAACAUGUACCGCCUCAACGCGAGCGUGACACUCGCGGACCGAUUUGACCAGGAGGGCAACCCGAUGCGCUGCCCCGUUACGCUCAACCAGAUCCUCCUGCGAGGCUGCAACCUGCGCAACACCAAAUGGGUCGUUGGUCUUGUCCUCAUGACCGGCGUCGACACGAAGAUCAUUGCCAAUUCGGGUAAUACACCGUCUAAGCGUUCAAGGGUGGAGAGACAGAUGAACCCCAUGGUCUACGUCAACUUGCUCAUCCUCGCAUGCAUGGCCGUCGGCUGUGCGAUUGCCGACUCGCUGAUUGAGGUCCAUUACUUCGGCCUCAACGCCUACUGGGAGUUCGCGGCCACUCGCUCCGACGACAACCCGCGGAUCAACGGCCUCGUCACCUUCGGCAAUGCACUGAUCACCUUCCAGAACAUCGUGCCCAUCUCACUCUACAUCUCCAUCGAGGUAGUCCGUACCAUUCAGGCGUACUUCAUCUUCGACGACGCCGAAAUCUACUACGAGAAGACCAACAGGAGAACCACAGCUCGAUCCUGGAACUUGUCCGACGACUUGGGUCAGAUUCAGUACAUCUUCUCAGACAAGACCGGUACGCUCACGCAGAACCUAAUGCUCUUCCGCGAGUGCGCGAUCGGGGGCGUUGUUUACCGCGGCGAUCCAGGCAGUCAACAGCCGCAGAUGAAAGCGUCUGGAUCCGCGGACCACAGCCUCAACGAAAAGGCAGGCGCGUCCUCGCCGUCUGGCACUGACGUCGAGAGCGGCUCGGGGCACGAGGCUGGUGGCAAGACCGGUCGCAUGAGGGUCAAGCCGUCCGCAGAUGGAGAGCCCUUCAAGGAUGCGCAACUUCAGAACGCGCUCAAGGACCCUCACUCGACGCACGGCGAGCAGCUCGGUCGCUUUUGGCGCUGUCUCGCUCUCUGCCACACUGCGCUGGCCUCGACGAGCGAUGGCAUGAUCGACUACAAGGCGCAGAGCCCCGAUGAGCAGGCUCUGGUCCAAGCGGCCGCAGAAACUGGCUUCGUUUUCCUCGGUCGCGACCGCUCCACUCUCUCACUGCAGGUACCCGGCUCGAGCGAGAUUGAGAAGUAUGAGCUGCUCAGCGUCCUGGAGUUCACCUCGGCGCGAAAGCGUAUGAGUGUCAUCCUGCGCCGCCAUGCGGACUCGAAAAUCCUCGUCUUGAGCAAGGGAGCGGACAGCAUCAUCUUUGAGCGCUCCGCUGCGGGCCAGGACGACAUCAAGGCCAACACGGACGAGGCUCUGGAAGAGUUCGCCAACAAGGGGCUGCGCACGCUCUGCCUGGCGGGCAAGGAGCUGACGGAGGAGAGCUACAAUGAGUGGGCCUUCCGCUACCACGACGCCAGCGUUGCACUGGAACGUCGUGAGGAGAAGAUGGAGGAUCUCGCCAGCGAGCUGGAGCGUGAUUUCCUCUUGUACGGCGCGACGGCCAUCGAGGACCGUCUGCAGGACGGUGUACCGGAGACGAUUGCCGACCUCAAGCGCGCAGGGAUCAAUGUCUGGGUGGCGACCGGAGACAAGCUCGAGACGGCCAUUGCUAUUGGGUACAGCACGCAGCUCCUCGCGCAGGACAUGAACUUGAUUGUCGUGCGUGGAGGGGAGUACGGUGCACCCAACUCGGCUUACGAGCAGCUCAAGAGGGCUGUGGAGCGCUUCUUUGGUGGGCAUGAGGCUCUGGCGCAGAUGAAGCAUCAGCCGCCAGACAGCGAGAAUGAACGACGCAAUUCGAGCAGGUUCAGUCUGGGUGGCAGGCCGUCCCUGCAGGGAAGGCGAUCACACUCGCACAGCCGCAGCUCUAUCAGCAACCAGUCACUUGUCGGCGCCGAUAAUGGUCAACGUGCUGGUGGCUACGCUCUCGUCAUUGAUGGCACUGCGCUGGGCCACGCGCUAUCGGAGGAUUUCUCCAAGGACCUCCUGCUCAGCAUCUCGACGCAGUGCAAGGCCGUCAUCUGCUGCCGUGUCUCACCGCUCCAGAAAGCCCUUAUCGUUCGUCUGAUCAAGGACGGACUAGGCGUCAUGACCCUCGCUAUCGGCGACGGGGCCAACGACGUCUCUAUGAUCCAAGCGGCGCACGUCGGUAUCGGUAUUGCAGGAGAAGAAGGUCUUCAAGCCGUCAACUCCUCCGACUACGCCAUUGCGCAAUUCCGUUUCCUCAAGCGCCUUUUGCUCGUGCACGGCCAUUGGUCCUACUGGCGCAACGGUCUGAUGAUUUCCAAUUUCUUCUACAAGGAGAUCAUCAACAUCUCCUACCUCUUCUUCUACCAAAUCUACUGCGCCUGGUCUACAACCUACGCAUUGGACUACGUCUACAUCUUGCUCUGGAACGCCUUUUGGACGGUCGCGGCGGUCAUCGGUGCGGGUAUCUUCGACCGCCCCAUCUCGGACCGCAUCCUCAUGGAGGUGCCAGAGUUAUACCGCCGCUCGAGGGAGAACAGGUACUUCGGCCUGACCCCCUUCGGCUGGUGCAUGAUCGACGGUGUCUACCAAGGCGUGGUGAUGCUCUUCUUCAUCCUCUACACGUACAAUGUCACCUCCGCCCGAGGGGAUGGAUACGACGUGCCUCUCUACGAGUGGUCGACCGUAAUCGCCUACGCAUCUGUCCUGUGCGCAAACCUCUUCACGGGGAUCAACGUCCGAGCGUACACAUGGUGGAUGGUCUUCGCCAUUGCGCUCGGCCCAAUCCUGUUCAACAUCUUCGCCCCCGUCUAUGCAGCCUUCAGCCCGACGACGAUCUGGACCUACUCAUACGGCAACAAUCAAUUCCUCUAUCCGUCCUUCCUCUUCUGGAUGGCAGGCAUCUUCGCAAUCGUCCUCGCUCUCCUGCCCCGCGUCAUCUUCCGCUUCGUUCAGGAGAGCUACUACCCGAACGACAUUGAUAUCCUGCGAUACGUGGAUAAGCGCGAUCCCAACCACGACUAUGUGCACGACCCCAACAUGCCGACAAUGCGCAGCCGCGCCAAGUACGCGGAGGGCAACAACGGCAACGUGCCAGGUGGUGCGCCCUUGGUGCCUGCUUCGUCUUCGGAGCAUCACCAUCGUCUGUACGCCGAUCAGGAGGCAGGCGAGGGCGGUACCGGUGCUUUGGACCCGCCCAAUGCCUUGGCAAUGCACGAGCUUCGUCCAACGCAGUCUCGCGCCUCUUCCAGGCACUACGACAUGUUGACGGGCACCGAUCGACCGUCUAGGGGAUACUCGUUCAGCCACGAGGACCUUCCGCCGUCGCAGAGGCCGGGCAGGCAACACGCAAAGAGGGGCGGUACGCUCAGGAGGUUGUUGAUGCCGACCAUCCCUGGCUCGCUGAAGAGGCGCGGUUCCUCGAUGAAGAGGAACAAGGCGCAGAGGGAAGCGGCUGCUGCUGGCGCUGGAGCUGGUGCUGGCGCCGCGGGAGCAGGAGUCGCUGCCUCGGCCUUGAGACCCGUCGAGGAUGAAGACGACGAUGACGAGCAGCACGACGAAGCGGCAGCGCACGCUCGCCGAGGUCCAGAGAACGAUGUAGAAGAGGAAGCGGACCCUGACCCAGACUCGACGGACUACGCUGACGCGCGCUCGGGCGCACACGCAGACGCAGACGAUACCAAUGCUGAGGUGGACAGAGUGCUUGGUGGAGCUAUGGCUGCCGGGACGACUUCGACAUCGAGAUGACCGGUCGGCCUCUCACGAACUCUGUAGAUAAUCUAUCCUUCUCUUCCCACUCCUUACCCACCCUCCCCCAUCCAUCUAUCUAUCAGGCUUCUCGAUCAUGCUACCUCGGUUGCUCUACCCGCUCUUU
Messenger RNA from Jaminaea rosea, 5166 nucleotides. Its product is annotated as phospholipid-translocating P-type ATPase. NCBI's taxonomy places the organism in Eukaryota, Fungi, Basidiomycota, Exobasidiomycetes, Microstromatales. Gene Ontology annotation, cellular component: plasma membrane. Bases 141 to 5039 code for a protein of 1632 amino acids. The record is from RefSeq and is a predicted model, not a curated record. The transcript has 4 exons. Gene Ontology annotation, molecular function: magnesium ion binding; ATP binding; ATP hydrolysis activity. Gene Ontology annotation, biological process: phospholipid translocation.